AUGCUUGCAAGAUCGCCUAACUCGAUUCCUGAAAAUGAUAAUAAUCUGGUUAAGGAUAACUCAUCUGUCGCUGAUACUCUAAGACUUGUUGAGAAGAAAUUCAAGUUUCCUUUUCUUCCUACUUCUGGUCCAAAUGUUGAAGACCUUGGUCACUAUGCUGGUUACUAUCUUCUUCCAAAUGCUGGAGGUGCAAGGAUGUUUUACUUUUUCUUUGAAUCGCGGAAUGACAAGAAAAAUGACCCAAUUGUGAUAUGGUUGAGUGGAGGACCUGGAGUUAGCGGUAGCAUUGCAUUAUUUUAUGAAAAUGGUCCAUUUCAUAUCGCAGAAGACCUCUCUCUCAUAUGGAUUGAGUAUGGUUGGGAUAAGGUAUCAAAUAUUAUAUAUGUUGAUCAGCCAAUCGGAACAGGUUUUAGUUACACAAAUAAUGAUAAUGAUAAAAUAAGAGACAAUCAAAUUGAUAUCAGCAAUGAUUUGUAUAACUUCUUACAGGAAUUCUUUCAAAAACAUCCCGAGUUCAUUGAAAAUGAAUUUUUCAUAACCGGACAAUCUUAUGCUGGGCAUUAUGCUCCUGCUCUAACUUCUCGAAUUCUUCAAGGAAAUAAUGAAAAUAAGAAAAUUUAUAUAAAAAUCAAGGGUUUCGCUGUUGGUAAUGGACUUACAAAUACCGGAAUUCAAUAUCCAACAAUUCCGAGAUAUGCUUGGCACCAUGAAGUAAUUAAAGAAUCGAAUUACUUAUAUAUGAAAGAACAUCUUGUUCCAGACUGUGAAUCAUCUAUAGAGGAUUGUGAUGAUACUGGCAAAGAAGAUGAUUGUAUCACUGCAUAUGAUGAUUGCAUUGAGAUAGUUAGUGCACUUCGGAACUUUGCAGGGAAUAGAAAUUUUUAUGAUAUUAGAAAGCAACGCAUAGGUACCUCGAAUUAUGACUUUUCAAAUAUGGAGAAGUUUUUGAAUAAGCAAUUGGUAAAGAAAGCUCUAGGAGUGGAGAAACCAUUUGUUCACUUGAAUGAGACAAUAUACGAUGCAAUGAUUGGAGAUUACGUGAAGAAUCUUGAUGUGGGAAUUCCUGAUCUACUUAAGAAUGACAUCAAAGUUCUUAUCUAUGUAGGAGAUCAAGAUCUGAUAUGCAAUUGGGUUGGAAACCUUAAGUGGGUCUCGAAAAUGGAAUGGGAUGGAAAGAAAGGGUUUAAAGAGGCUCCAUUCGUCCCAUUUCUUGUUGAUGGUGUAAAAAAAGGAUGGAUGUCAAGCUAUGGACCUCUCACUUUCAUCAGGAUUAAUAAAGCUGGUCACAUGGUUCCGAUGGAUCAACCAAGAGUUGCUUUCCACAUGAUACGAAGCUGGAUGAAAGGAGAACCCAUCAAGUGA
Tripterygium wilfordii is the source of this 1362-nucleotide messenger RNA. Its product is annotated as serine carboxypeptidase-like. Gene Ontology annotation, cellular component: vacuole. Gene Ontology annotation, molecular function: serine-type carboxypeptidase activity. Lineage: Eukaryota; Viridiplantae; Streptophyta; Magnoliopsida; Celastrales; Celastraceae. The record is from RefSeq and is a predicted model, not a curated record. The transcript is spliced from 9 exons. Gene Ontology annotation, biological process: proteolysis. Bases 1 to 1362 code for a protein of 453 amino acids.